AUGCUCCACUUGCACAUCUCCGAUCGAUUGUCUAUCAACAUCUCGUUACUGUUCGGUGGUUCUCUCGAAGCACGAUGGCAAAUACUGCGGACGCCCGGAUUGACGGGCCUCUGGGUAUCCAGCGGGGUCAUCAUGCAAGGCUUCGAUAUAGUCGCAGGAGGCCAGCUGGUUUCUCUCCCGGAAUUCCAAAAACAAUUCGGACGUCUGCAGCCGGACGGUUCGCAUAUUAUCCCUGCUCACUAUCUGUCUGCGUGGAAUUCGAUUGCUCCCGCCUGCGAGAUCGCCUCGACUUUUAUCUAUGCGCCGUUACUGGAGAAAUAUGGCCGUAAGCCUGGUAUCUUAGUUGCCUCUGCCAUCUCUGUUGCGGGAGUUCUCCUACAGCAGCUGGCGACGGAUUGGAGGGUCCAUCUGGCUGGUCGAGGGGUUAACGGUAUUGCGAUUGGUAUGAUGUUCACUAUUUCGCCGCUGUGGAUAGGCGAGACGUGUCGGCCAGAACUUCGAGGUUUCUUCCUUUGCUUCUUCAAUACGAGUAUUGUCUUUGGACAGUUCGCCAUUGCCGCAGUGGCUAGAGGAAGCAGCUACCUUGAUGGCAAAUGGCAAUGGUGGCUCCCGGUUGUUGGGAUGUAUAUCUUUCCAGGUAAAGCCCCAUCCUGCUCCGACUCUACAGUAGCUCACAUCACAGCAAUUCUCACAUUUGGCUGGCUAUUCUUCCCCGAGUCCCCAUACUGGCUGGUUCGACAACGAAAGACCACGCAAGCCCAAAAUUCCCUCCGGCGGGUCUACGGGUUCAAAAACGACGCCUUCUACGAUGUAGAAGUCCGUCGCAUGGAAACAGAGAAUAAUCAAGCCCUCGCAUUACAGGGCAGUCUCGCGCAGUCCAACCGCCGCACAUUCCUCGGCCUCGACCUCUCCGCCGAAGCCGAGUGCUUCGACCGCAUGAACCGCAAGCGCACCCUAACCGCCAUCUUCGCCGCCAGCGGCCAGCAAAUGAUAGGGGCGACUUUCGUCAUCGGGUACGCGACAUACUUCCUCGACCUAAUCGGGGUGAAGGACUACUUCGAUGCGUCGAUCGUCCUCUACGUUGUAAUGCUACUAGCCAGUAUGGCCGCCUUCCCACUGACCGAAAUCAUCGGCCGACGGACCAUGAUCGUGAUCCCGCAGUUCAUACUAUGCUGCAUGCUCCUCCUGAUCGGGAUCUUGGGGUGCGUUCCCGAUCAUGGAAAGGCAAGUUGGGGCAUUAUUGUGUUCAUCUAUAUUUGGGCGAUUAUAUACCAGCUGUCUAUUGGUGCCGUGGGGUUUGUGCUGGCGUCGGAAAUUGCCACCGUUCGGUUACGAAGCACGACACAGGGUCUUGUUACGAUCACUAAUGCGGCUUGGGGGCUUAUUAUGCAGUUCACGAUUCCGUAUAUGAUCAACCCCGACGCAGGCAAUCUCGGGGGCAAGGUUGGAUUCAUCUUCUUUGGAACAGGCCUUAUCGCAGCCAUCGGCGGAUGGUAUCUGUAUCCGGAGACUAAGGGCAUAUCAUUUGAAGCCAUGGACGAACUCUACGCGAGCGGAACAGCGCCUCGACUCUUCCGCACAGCAAGCGAGCAGCAGAGAGGCAUCCCUUUGGAGUCCAAGACUGAGCCUCCGGUUCAUGUGGAGGAUGUGAAUGUUUAA
Molecule: messenger RNA, 1659 nt
Organism: Aspergillus fischeri NRRL 181
Lineage: Eukaryota; Fungi; Ascomycota; Eurotiomycetes; Eurotiales; Aspergillaceae
Product: putative MFS alpha-glucoside transporter
Exons: 7
Coding region: 1-1659 (552 amino acids)
Biological process (GO): carbohydrate transport; transmembrane transport
Cellular component (GO): membrane
Molecular function (GO): carbohydrate:proton symporter activity
Source: RefSeq, a predicted model, not a curated record